AUGCCUUCCCUUCGUCGUUCAUUUUCAUCCCCGUCAGUACGCUCGUCUCCGUACCCGAGCUCACUAUCAAAUGGUAGUGCAAAUAACACCCGUUCGCGUGUUGCAGCUCAUGGUAUACGUCGUUCGUCUGACUCGGAAACGACUGAACGCAGGGUCCUUGCGGACAUUGAGUGGUGGCGGGUUUCAGAUGGACAGCGCGACCUUGACACAGCCCAGGACCAGGCUGAUCUAGAUCAGGAUGUACAAGACGGAGUGUAUGUCUCCGCGGGCGGCGCCAUUACCCUGUCUGGCUCUGACAGCCCACAGACGCCCCCGCUGGUCUUGCACGACUUUCCCCCCGUAGACUUCGCGCAGUCUAUUCCCAUGAGUCAGUUUGCUGCACUCUCAAUAGCCCCUCACUCUCCAACCGGGAGGAGACACGCGCGCGACUCCUCAGUUUCCUCCCUCGAGUCUACACCUGAGAUGCCCGAAGCUCCUUUGGAGAGCAUUCGCUUCAGUAUGAUUGAUGCAGAUGAUGGCUCUCAUAAUCUCGAACUUCCAUCCGAAUUUGCGCUACCCUCUACAACCCUCAUCUCCCGACCUUCAUUCGCGCUCUUCGGCCUUUUCGCAGGCUUCACGGAGUGCCAUGACCUCGGAGAUGAUGUUCAUCACUUCUCCGACGGCGCCUCCUCCUUUUCACUCAACCAGAACAUCUUCCACUAAGUGCCCGUCAUUCCUCGCUCUCAAAUCCUACCCACUCUAGAGCCACUUCCUCACCGCCGCCAGACACCACCCCCACAUUUCUCGGUUCAAAUUUCAUCCAUUUUAAGCUCAUUUUAUCGCAUCUUUUGCAUACCAUUCACAGUUUGUAAUUUCAUGCGUAUAUCUCCAAAGCUUUUCAGACUGGGCAAAUCGACCAUCUUUUUGCCUCCAUCGGAAAGCUGUUUCUUGCCUACUCUUUCAAAGCUUUACGAUUUACGCCUAACCAACGCCUUUUACGCUCCCGCAUAUUUUCUCCCCUCCGUUCUCGCGCUCAUAAUGGCGUCAAACUCAAAAGCGCUACGUACUUGUUGCCUCCCUAUCUCCGUCAUCAUCUGUAACGACUAGACAUGCAUCCGUGCUCUGCUUUCACCGAUCUUGUUCC
This is a messenger RNA of Suillus paluster, 1123 nucleotides long. RefSeq lists its product as uncharacterized. Lineage: Eukaryota; Fungi; Basidiomycota; Agaricomycetes; Boletales; Suillaceae. The transcript is spliced from 2 exons. The record is from RefSeq and is a predicted model, not a curated record. The coding region runs from base 1 to 702 and encodes 233 amino acids.